AUGGCGGAUGAUCUCGAUUUUGAUGCAGUCGAGCAGCUGUUGGACAAUGCUGAGCGCGCCGCCAAUGCUGACUAUGAUGACGACCGCAGAAAAGACAAGAAGCGGCGUUCCAGGACUCGAUCGCGCUCCGCACGCCGCGGCCGCUCACGGAGCCGCAGCCGUGAGGCGCGGCGCCUGGAGAAGGAGCGCGAGAUGGAGGAAAAGCGUCGGCAGGAGGAAGAGGAGGAGCGAAGACGCCAGAUUGAGGAUGCGACGCGGGGCGAUCGCACUGUCAUGAUUGUAUGCUUACAUCACAAGGCUGACGAGCGUGAUGUCUAUGAGUUCUUCUCGAAGAAUGCUGGCAAGGUGCGAGAUGUGCAGAUUAUCCGUGAUGCACGUACAGGCCGAUCCAAGGGCCUCGCCUACGUGGAGUUCUACCUGCAGGAAGCCACGCUGAAAGCCUUGGCGCUCAGCGGGCAGCCGAUCAAGGGUCAGGCAGUUCGUGUGCAGCCAUCCCAGGCGGAGAAGAACCGAGCGGCCCAGGCUGCAAAGGCCUCCAUUCACUACACGGCGCCUCGCGAGACCCCUCUGCGAUUGUACGUGGGCGGUCUCACGGACUCUUUGGCGAACAUUUCGGAGGAGGAGCUUAAGAAGCUGUUCUCGCCGUUUGGUGAGAUUGAGUUCAUUGAUCUGCACAGGGAUCCUUACACGAACAAGUGCAAGGGCUUCGCGUUCGUGCAGUUCAAGAACGCUUCAGAGGCGCGCGAGGCGAUGACGGCCAUGAACGGCUUCCAGCUGGCAGGCAAGGAGCUGAAGGUGGGUAUUGCAACGAGCGACAUGCAGCUCGGUGAGGGCGCUGGCGGCGCGAACAACCUGGCAAUUGGUGGUGAGAAUCUCCACGAGGAUGCCAGUGCCAUGGGCCCCAACGCCAGUCAGCCUGGCAUGCUGAAGGACGCAAACGACAGGCUGGCGCUCAUGCAGAAGCUGCAGCGCGAUAAUAUUCCAGGUUACAGUGGACCCGGUGUGCCAUCCAACAUCAUUGUGCUGCAUGGCAUGUUCAACCCGUCGCAAGUCAACUUGGCGGCUGAUCCAGAAUUCUUCAACGACAUCCACGCAGAUGUUGAGCAGGAGUGCCGAAAGUACGGCUCUGUCGUGAAGGUCUUUGCCGACCAGGGCAGCAGCAAGGGCGAUGUCUGGGUCAAAUUCGCCGACGCAACCUCUGCCUCGAACUGCCAGCGUGCACUCGACAGGCGUUGGUUCGCUGGGCAGCAGAUUAUCGCGGAAUUCAGCACCGAAGCUGCCUGGGCAGGCGUUGUGCGGUGA
Symbiodinium sp. CCMP2592 is the source of this 1302-nucleotide messenger RNA. NCBI's taxonomy places the organism in Eukaryota, Dinophyceae, Suessiales, Symbiodiniaceae. The record is from the annotation of a GenBank genome assembly.